This is a messenger RNA of Juglans regia (Persian walnut), 1876 nucleotides long. RefSeq names its product transcription factor bHLH67-like. The transcript is spliced from 4 exons. NCBI's taxonomy places the organism in Eukaryota, Viridiplantae, Streptophyta, Magnoliopsida, Fagales, Juglandaceae. Gene Ontology annotation, molecular function: DNA-binding transcription factor activity, RNA polymerase II-specific; protein dimerization activity; RNA polymerase II cis-regulatory region sequence-specific DNA binding. The record is from RefSeq and is a predicted model, not a curated record. Gene Ontology annotation, biological process: regulation of transcription by RNA polymerase II. Bases 369 to 1574 code for a protein of 401 amino acids.
ACCGCUUCCCUUUCCGUUUUCUUUACCAUUGUUAUUAACCCAUCUUCACUUCUCCAAGCCCUAUUCCUAGUCCUGUUACUUCAUUCUACUCUCUCUCUCUCUCUCUCUCUCUCUCUCUCUCUCUCUGUGCAUGAGUUCUUCCAAGCCCAGCAUUUAAUAUAUUCUUUUUAAGGGUAUCACCAGUCUCAGGAACAAAGGAAUAUAUCGUGCGGUGGAUAUGCGGUCUCCUGCGGCUGUUUCUUUGGUGUUACAUUUAUUACGAUUGUUUUGUUAGUAUCAUCACUAUGGAAUGUUGGGCACCUAGGUGGGAGAGAGAUAUAGACACAGAGAGGACUUAAGGCAUAUACUUCAACAACUGCUCGGCUAAAAUGGAGAGGUUUCAGGGACCCAUUAAUUCCUGUUUCUUUGGGGAACAUUCAGAGGCAGAUUGUCUAGAGCAAGAAUUUGUCCUUACAGACAGCUUGAAAUUUGAGGAACAAGAACCACACUUUUCAACCCCAAUGUUGGAAGAGAAAAUGCCAUUUCUUCAGAUGCUACAAAGUGUGGGAUCCCCUCACUUUUUGCCUUACAAGGAGCCCAACUUUCAGACACUGUUGAGAUUACAGCACCGUAAGAAGCCUUGGGACGGUUACACCUACAACAUCCCUGAAAUGGAAACCCAAAUUCAGGCCCUAGAGCUCGAGAGCUGCGUCACCCAUGACAUAGUGGAGCUGCAUUCUCCUGUCAAAUCCGUGACCAUGGACCUCCGACAGCCGCAUUCAGCUUCAUGUCUCGAGGCUACCGUGAGCUCAGAGUGCAACCAAGAACCCAACCAUUGCAUAGAAUUAGGCGCCUCAGCGGGCUCUCCACCUCCGUGGCCAAACCCCCCGCCACAAUCCUGGCCUAAACAGACCUACCUCCCCAAAUCUCUUCCACUCGCCCGGGAACGAAGAAAGCGAAAGCGGACAAGGCCGACCAAGAACCAAGAAGAAGUAGAGAGCCAGCGCAUGACCCACAUUGCCGUGGAACGCAACCGUAGACGCCAAAUGAAUGACCAUCUCAACGUCCUCAGGUCCCUAAUGCCAACCCCCUAUAUUCAAAGGGGUGACCAAGCGUCUAUUAUCGGAGGUGCAAUAGACUUUGUGAAGGAACUGGAGCAGCUACUUCAUUCCCUUGAAGCACAGAAGAGAAUGAGAAAAAAUCAGGAAGGCGUCGAGGGCUCCGGCGCCAUGGAUGCACCAUCCAACGGUCUGUUUAUGUCUCCCCAAUGUAGAAAUGCGUCGACGGAGGAAGGCCACCGUGGGGAAGAAGUGAAGUCGGAUAACAAGUCCGAGGAUGCCGAGAUUCAGGUUACUGUGAUUCAAACACAUGUGAACAUGAAAAUUCAGUGCCAAAGGAAGCCGGGGCAGUUGCUGAAAGCCAUUGUUGCACUGGAGGAACUCAGGCUGACAGUUUUGCACCUAAACAUCACCUCCUCAGAGGCCUCGAUUCUUUACUCUCUCAGUCUCAAGAUAGAGGAUGAGUGUAAGCUAGGAUCUGCAAAUGAGAUUGCAUCGGCGGUACAACAGAUAUGGAGCUUUAUCAGCAGGAGCUGAUUGUUGAAAGAAUCAUCGCAAAUAUAGAGGCAGCUGACUACAUUACUCGGAUAAAGUAGGAGUACUUUGGGAGAAGAAAAGAUAAUUAAUUUAAAACAAAAAAAAAAAAAAAUUGAAGAGAGAUUAUGGGGAUGGGACAGGAGUAUGGAGGCCGGAGAGGAACCAGAUUCCGUCGUCCCUAUCUUCUAGGCAGUGAGUUGUACCGCAGACGGCUCGGGACAGAAACAGAUCAUUCAUGUUUAAUUAUAAUGUUUGUUCCGUGCUUUUAAUUUAAUUUUGAUUUUAUUUAUUUCACUCUUUUU